AUGGCAUCCAACCCCGAGAAGCAACGCGGCAUCCACGGCUCCUGGAUUGAAAACGCCGAAUGGUGGGACACCACAAUGGGCCUUGACGGGAAUAAAUACUGGCAGCAGCUUCAGAAGCCCAGUCUAGAGAGGCUAGUUCCCGUACAGCCGGGCAGCAGGGCCCUCGAUCUCGCCACGGGCAACGGCCUCGUGGCGCGCUGGCUCGCAGGCAAAGGCGCCUCCGUCACCGCAUCCGACGGCAGUGAAGAAAUGAUCAAGCACGCCGCGCGGAGAAGCUCGCCCGACGAGGCGGACCGGAUCUCGUAUCGCGUUCUGGAUGUGACUCUGCCCGAGGCCUUUGAGGACCUUGUCAAAUCAGAGUCGGCUGUGAGAAAGCCCCCAGCCGAAUAA
Molecule: messenger RNA, 390 nt
Organism: Metarhizium robertsii ARSEF 23
Lineage: Eukaryota; Fungi; Ascomycota; Sordariomycetes; Hypocreales; Clavicipitaceae
Product: S-adenosyl-L-methionine-dependent methyltransferase
Exons: 1
Coding region: 1-390 (129 amino acids)
Source: RefSeq, a predicted model, not a curated record